Molecule: messenger RNA, 2613 nt
Organism: Carassius carassius (crucian carp)
Lineage: Eukaryota; Metazoa; Chordata; Actinopteri; Cypriniformes; Cyprinidae
Product: guanylate-binding protein 4-like
Exons: 10
Coding region: 98-2032 (644 amino acids)
Molecular function (GO): GTPase activity; GTP binding
Source: RefSeq, a predicted model, not a curated record
GUGUGUCUAAGAAACAUGAGUAGAAUAUCAGGAAGCUACAACAUGAACACAACUCAGACUGAAGUUAGACUGGAGUGAACUAAAGCAAACGGGGGCCAUGGACAAACCAGUGUGCUUGAUUGACACGGCGUCCGAUGGGAAGCUGUGUGUCCAGCGCUCAGCGUUGCAGGUUCUGGAGCAGAUCCAGCAGCCCGUGGUGGUGGUGGCCGUGGUGGGUCUCUACCGAACUGGGAAGUCCUACCUGAUGAAUCGACUGGCAGGGAAGCAAACAGGGUUUGCACUGGGCAGCACAAUCGAGUCCAAGACGAAGGGCAUCUGGAUGUGGUGCGUGCCUCACCCCAAUAAAGCAGGAACCACUCUGGUGCUGCUGGACACCGAGGGACUCGGAGACGUGGACAAGGGAGACCCGAAGCAUGAUACCAAGAUCUUGUCUCUGUCUGUCCUUCUGAGUAGCACGCUAGUGCUGAACAGCCAAGGGACGAUCGACAACAGAGCUAUUGAGGAACUGCAAUAUGUCACAGAGUUAACGGAGUACAUCAAGAUCAAAUCUGAUGAGGAUGGAGAGGACUCCGAGUUUGUCAAGUUCUUCCCCAGUUUCAUCUGGGCCGUGAGGGACUUCACCCUAGAACAAAAAAUAAAUGGCAAUUACGUGACCGAGGACCAAUACUUGGAAUUUGCCUUGAAGCUGAAACCAGGCUCUUCAAGAACAGUCAACGAGUUCAACCUUCCACGGCAAUGUAUCCGAAAUUAUUUCCCAUCCCGGAAGUGUUUUACUUUCCCUUUCCCAACCGCCCCAGAGAAAGUGUCUCAUCUGGAGAGCCUGGAUCCUGCUGAACUUUCCCCAGAUUUUCAGGAGGUCACGCAACGUUUCUGCAACUUUGUCUUUGAUAAGAGUGAAGUAAAGAAGCUGAAGGACGGAUACACUGUCACUGGCAGAGUCCUGGGUCAUUUUGCGAAGACAUAUGUAGACACGCUUUCCAGCGGUAAAGUUCCAUUUCUGGAGAACGCUGUGAUCGCCAUGGCACUGAUUGAGAAUCAAGCUGCGGUGAAAGAGGGCCUUGAGGUGUACCAGAGUGGAAUGGAGAAACUGAAGAAGUCCUUCCCUCUGGAACUGAAGGAGGUCACAUCAGAACACCAACGUCUCAGCAGGACUGCAACACAGGUCCUAAUGAAGCGCUCCUUUAAGGACACCGAGGGGACGUACCUGAAAUCUCUAGAGGAAGGCAUUAAUAAUCUCUUUCAUGGAUACUUGUGUAAAAAUGAGGAGGCUUCAAAGAAAAGAUGUGCGAAUAUUUUGUCAUCCCUCUCUGGAACAAUGACAGAGAAGCUGAAGAAAGGAUCCUAUGCCAUACCUGGUGGUCAUCUUCUCUUCUCCCAGGACCUUGAAGACAUUGUGAAGAAUUAUAAAAUACAAGCCAAUAACGAAGUCAAGGCAGAAGACACACUUGAAGAGUUUCUGAAGCAGAAGUUGGUGGAGUCUAAUGCAAUUCUGCAGGCUGACAAUAAACUGACGGAGAAGGAGAAAAAACUAAUGGAGGAAAGAGAGAAGGCCAUUCUCCUGGCUCAAGAAAUAAACACCAAGGAACAGAAGCAGCGACAGCUGGAAGAGAAGAUGGAAACUGAGAGGAGGAGUAAUGAAGAGAGGAUGACACAGAUGAAGGAGAAGAUGGAUGAGGAGAUGAGGUUUCAGAGAGAAGAGGCCGAGCGUGCCAUGGACAGCAAACUGAGGGAGCAGGCCGCUCUGAUGGAGAAGGGCUUUAAGGAGAAGGCUGACAGGAUGAGCCAGGAGAUUGAAGAGUUCAGGACGAAGAAUAAAAACGCAGAGAAGGAAACUCAGAAACUGUUUGAAAAGAUGUUCGCAAACAUGAACAAAAGACACGCUGAUACUAUGAAUCUGUUACAGAAGCAACACAGCGAGCAGAUGGAGGCGAUCAGGAGCAUGCCGAAGCCUUCGUCUAAUCCCUUCGCUCUGGUCUUAAAUCUGCUAGUCGAAGGUCUCAGCGUCUUUGCCGUUGGCUCACGUCGCUGUUAAAGCAGCCAUCGAUCCCUGGCAGACACUUACAGACAAAGCAAAGUAUUAGUGAUGGAGGCUGCCAAUCAGGGUCCCAUCCCCAUCAUCGGGAGCAAGUGGAGUUCAAUGUCUUCCCCAACGAUCUUUCAACAUAUGGAUUCAAACUCUGAAACUUGAGAUUCCAGCGGUGCUUGUUUCUCCAGUAAUACAUCCUCAAAAAACUUGCCUUGUCAUGGUGUUAUAAGACAACUGAUACAUCCUUCAUCAUAUCCGACUGUUUGGUUUAUGGGUAACAGGCUUGAGGAUGGAGGAGCGAGUACAUGAGGAAUCAUCCCUUGAGAAGCACCUGAAGUCUAUUUCUUUAGCCCAUACCUCCUCCAUUCAAACCCUUCCAAUCAGCUAAUGCACUGCCACAUUUUUUUCUGAUUGGAUUAAAGUUUUUGUAAUUAAGAUAAAAGUAUUUGUUUUAUAAAGCCAUGUGGCAGUGCUGUUAUCUUCCGCAAAGUGUUAAAGCCAUUUUACUAAAAAUAUAUAUUUUUUAAUGUAUGUAUUGAGUUUUAAAAUACAGCUCAAACUCAGGCCAAAUAAAAUACUCCACAAUA